UAUCAGUCAAACCAUCAACAAAUGACGAGAUUCACAUUCAGCGCUCUUGAACUCUGCUCAUACUUGUAGAUGUUUAUCAAAAAACUUCAUUUUAAUUUACUCAUUUAUAAUAUCUUGCUCUGAAGAAGUGGGAAUCUCUUCAUUAUUUUUAUGAAUAAAAUUUUAUCUGGUCAAUUUUUGUACUAUUACUCUAUUUAUAACGAAUUAGUAAGGAAUAUGAAUUCCAUGCUAAAUUAGAGGUUUUAUUUUAAAGGUUUCAGUCUGAAAAAUUUCAAACAUUCUUUGAGUUGAAUAAGAAUAAUCAAAUUACCUGUCAAAAAGUUGAUUUUGAAAAUUAUUGAAAGUAUGUUUAGUGGAGCUUUGCAACUUACUGAUCUAAAUGACUUCAUCACUCCAUCUCAGGAAUGUGUAAAACCUAUUCAAAUGGUUAAAAAAGGUGGAAAAGCUAGCAGUGUGGUUAUUUCAGAUGAUGGAGAUUUCUUUGAGACUAAAGAAAAUGAUGUUCAAGAAAAAUUAGAAAAAGCAAAAAUAACACUGAAUGAUUGUCUGGCAUGCAGUGGAUGUAUAACUUCUGCAGAAAGUGUCUUAAUCACGGAACAGAGUCAGGAAGAAUUUUUUAAGAUUUUGGAACAAAAUAAACUUUUUGAAGAAGCUAAAGACUAUGAUAAAGUAAAAACUAUAGUUGUAUCUAUAGCUCCUCAGUCAAGGGUGUCUAUAGCUGCUAAAUAUAAACUGGAUGUCAAAACUGCUGGCGAGAAACUAACAACCUUUUUCCAUAAUCUUGGAGCAAAAUAUGUGUUUGACACUACAUUAGCAAGAGAUUUUUCAUUGAUAGAGACUCAAAAGGAAUUUUUAAAUCGUUACAAACUGAAAGAUUCUGGUGGAGUUUUACCUAUGCUGUCAUCUGCAUGUCCUGGCUGGGUUUGUUAUGCUGAAAAAGCCCACGGAGAAUAUAUAUUACCUUACAUUAGCUUAGUUAAAUCUCCUCAGCAAGUAAUGGGAUCUCUUAUUAAAAAUUACUUGGCAAAUAAAAUUCACGUUAAGCCUAAUCAGAUCUAUCACAUGUCUAUAAUGCCUUGUUUUGACAAAAAAUUAGAAGCUUCCAGAAAUGACUUUUUCAAUGAGAUUUAUAACACAAGAGAUGUGGAUUGUGUCAUCACACCAGUUGAAGUUGAAGCUAUGUUAGAGACAACAAAAGUAAAUUUGAAUGAACUAUUAGCUGACAACAUUGACCAAAUUAACUCAGAAAACCCGUUUGAGUCAGGUGGUCUUUAUACACAUCCAGGAAGCACAUCUGGUGGUUACUGUGAACACAUAUUUAUAAAUGCAGUGAAAGAACUUUUUGGAGAGUCUGUUUCACAUUUGGAGUUUAAGGUUUUGAGAAAUCAAGAUCUAAAAGAAGUUGUGUACGAGAAAGAUGGCAAAACUCUGUUGAGAUUUGCCAUUGCUAAUGGUUUCCGCAACAUACAAAAUAUUGUUCAAAAACUGAAGCGAGGAAAAUCUCCAUAUCAUUUUGUAGAAAUUAUGGCUUGUCCCUCAGGUUGUAUUAAUGGAGGAGCACAAAUACAAGCAACUGGAGAAGAAACCAAAAAAGAUUUGGUUGUGAGGAUGGAGCAACUUUAUCAUUCCCUUUCCUCCAUAUCUCCUCUGGAUGAAAGAAACAGACUGAUUCCAUAUCUGUACAAAGAGUGGCUAGAAGAGGAUAAUCCCGAAAAAGUGAAGCAAAUGUUAUACACCCAAUACCACUCUGUCAGCAAGAUGAACAAUGCUUUAUUUAUAAAAUGGUAGUCAAUAAUAAAACUGUUAAUUUGUUGGAUAAUAUU
Parasteatoda tepidariorum (common house spider) is the source of this 1823-nucleotide messenger RNA. RefSeq names its product cytosolic Fe-S cluster assembly factor narfl. Lineage: Eukaryota; Metazoa; Arthropoda; Arachnida; Araneae; Theridiidae. The record is from RefSeq and is a predicted model, not a curated record.